Messenger RNA from Saccharomyces kudriavzevii IFO 1802, 1929 nucleotides. Its product is annotated as translation initiation factor 2A. The transcript has a single exon. Gene Ontology annotation, cellular component: cytosolic small ribosomal subunit. Gene Ontology annotation, biological process: translational initiation. Lineage: Eukaryota; Fungi; Ascomycota; Saccharomycetes; Saccharomycetales; Saccharomycetaceae. The coding region runs from base 1 to 1929 and encodes 642 amino acids. The record is from RefSeq and is a predicted model, not a curated record. Gene Ontology annotation, molecular function: tRNA binding; ribosome binding; translation initiation factor activity.
AUGUCGUCCCAAUUUUUCCUGAAAACAUCUCAAGACAUCGAGCUUUUCCAAAGCUAUCCUACCUUUGAGCAAUCCAACACAAAUUCUAAGGAUUUCCCUGUCAUUUCCUCGGUUUUAUCGCCAUGCGGUAGAUUUUUGGCUUUAUCUACGAAGGAGAACGUCAAAGUCUUCACGGGCCCGUGUUUGAACACAGUUUUGUUGACGAUGAGAUUAACCGAUGUGUAUGAUCUGCAUUUCUCACCCGCAGGUAACUAUCUGAGUACUUGGGAAAGAACAUCUGUACAGGACCCAAAUCAUAAGAAUGUCAAAGUUUGGUGUCUGAAUAAGCCAUUCAAGAGAGACUGUCCUUCGGAAGAAAUAGUGCCUGCCUACGAGUAUCAAGCCAAAUCCCAGAGUGGCUGGUUUUUACAAUUCUCGAAAUUGGACAACUAUGCAUUGAGGCUUUUUAAACACGACUUAAAAAUUGUUAAAUUGAGCUCGGAGAAUGCCGACAAUUUCGACUUCCAGUCUCCGUUCGCUGUAUUAUCUGACAGUGAAACAUCUCAACAUUUUACCACUUACUUAAUCUCUCCGGCAGAACAUCCAACAAUCUGUACUUUCACCCCAGAAAAGGGUGGUAAACCAGCUCAAUUAGCCAUCUGGGCCCUCACUGAAGGUAAGAUUACCAAGAAAAUUGCUUCCAAGACCUUUUUCAAAGCGGAUUCCUGUCAGUUGAACUGGAAUCCAUUGGGUAACGCUAUCUUGUGUCUAGCCAUUACUGAUUUUGAUUCAUCGAAUAAAUCUUAUUAUGGUGAAAACACGCUAUAUCUCCUAUCUUUCCAAGGUGUCAAUGGAACUUUGGGUGGUAACUCUGUACGCGUUUCUUUAACCACUGGUCCUGUCCAUGACUUCACAUGGUCACCAACUUCAAGGCAAUUUGGUGUCAUUGCUGGCUACAUGCCAGCUACCAUUUCCUUUUUUGAUUUAAGAGGUAACGUCGUUCAUUCUUUGGCACAGCAAGCUAAAAACACCAUGCUUUUCUCUCCUUCCGGCCAUUACAUUCUUAUUGCCGGAUUUGGUAAUCUGCAAGGUUCCGUGGAAAUUCUGGAUCGUCUCGACAAGUUCAAAUGUGUGAGUAAGUUUGAUGCUACCAACACUUCUGUGUGCAAAUGGUCGCCAGGCGGAGAAUUCAUCAUGACAGCCACCACAUCUCCAAGAUUAAGAGUGGAUAACGGUGUCAAGAUAUGGCAUGUAUCGGGCUCUUUAGUUUUUGUUAAGGAAUUCAGGGAGCUAUUGAAAGUGGACUGGAGAUCACCAUGUAAUUAUAAAACUUUGGAAAACAAAGAUGAGGCAUUGAUCGAAGACCAUAUCAUUAACAAUUGGGAGCCACUAUCUGAAUCAUCGACAGCUUCGCUAGAUCCUAAAAUAUCCAAUAAAUCGGAAUUGCAAAUUCAUUCUAGUGUCCAAGAAUACAUAAGCCAACACCCAAGCAGGGAAGCCAUUUCUAAUGGGAAUGGAUUAAAGGCCAAGGCCGGUGGCGCUUAUAAACCACCUCACGCAAGAAGAACAGGAGGUGUGCGUAUUGUUCCAGGGGUUCCUCCGGGCGCCAUGAAGAAGACCAUCCCAGGGCUAGUCCCAGGUAUGGCCGCCAACAAGGAUUCCAACUCCAAGAACAGAAGAAGAAGAGCUAAUAAGAAGGUGGGUGAAACAUCACCUGAUUCCACACCAGCAGCAUCUCCUCCUGUCGCCACAAGCGCCCCAACUCCCAAUAAGGAAACUUCCCCGGAAGAGAAAAAAAUGAGAUCCUUAUUAAAGAAAUUAAGGGCCAUUGAAGCCCUAAAGGAGAGACAAGCCGUUGGUGACAAAUUAGAAGAUACGCAAGUUCUAAAAAUUCAAACUGAAGAAAAUGUUUUGAAAGAUUUGGAGAAAUUGGGUUGGAAGGAUGAAUAA